Molecule: messenger RNA, 5678 nt
Organism: Paramisgurnus dabryanus
Lineage: Eukaryota; Metazoa; Chordata; Actinopteri; Cypriniformes; Cobitidae
Source: RefSeq, a predicted model, not a curated record
CGUUCAGUACGCUUCAGACUCAAAGGGGAUUAACACAGAAAAGGAGUGCGAUCGGUGAGCGAUUUUGUUGGAUUCGCAUCCAGACACCGUUCCUAUAUUUUCGAACGACGUUUCCAGCAUUGAUCAUCGAUGGUUUACAACGGUUGUCUGAUGGAUUAUUGCUAAUCUGCACCACGUCGACCCUGGAAAAUCGCCAUUUGUUGGAUAUAUCAGCUGAAGAUCUGAAAGUGAGGUCAUUCAGGCGGAUCACCGUCACAGUGGACGGAGAUGAAGACACUGGAAGAGCCCCCUUACCUCACUGUGGGUACGGAUGUGAGUGCCAAAUACAGAGGAGCUUUCUGUGAAGCCAAGAUCAAGACUGCUAAGAGACUGGUGAAAGCAAAGGUCACCUUCAAACCCGACUCCUCUACCGCAGAGGUUCAUGAUGAACACAUCAAAGGGGUUCUGAAGGUGGGUGCAGUUGUGGAAGCAAAAAAUCAAGAUGGGAUCUACCAGGAGGCAACCAUCAAUAAACUCACAGAUGCCAGUUUGUACACUGUCGUAUUUGAUGAUGGGGAUGAGAAGACCCUCAGGCGUUCAUCUCUUUGUCUGAAAGGGGCGCGCCACUUUGCUGAGAGCGAGACACUGGACCGGCUUCCUCUUACUAACCCUGAACAUUUUGGCACGCCUGUCAUCGGAAAGAAAGGAAACCGUGGGGGCAGACGAUCAAAUCCCAUUCAAGAGGAAGAUCAGUCUUCAUCAUCCAGUGAAGAAGAGGAGGGUGACCAACAACAGAAUGAAGACCUUUAUGGCAAAGUGGUGUGCGUAGAUGGAGUUAUAACUAGUGACAAGAAGAAAAGCUCAUGGUAUCCUGCGCUGGUCAUCUCUCCCGACUGUCAUGAAGAUGUGACGUUGAAGAAAGACAACGUUUUCGUUCGAUCCUUUAAAGAUGGAAAAUUUUACACAGUUUUCCGGAAGGACAUUCGGGAACUGAAUGAAGAGAAGAUUCCUAAAGCAGACGCAGCACUUAAACCAGCGUUAGACGCAGCCUGUGAGUUUCAGCGCGAUGGGACCGUUCCCAACACAUGGAGGACAGAAGUGAAGGACGAAAGCUCCAGCAGUGAUGAAGAUGGUGAUGAAGAAGAAGAAGAGCGAGAGGAAGAGGGCAGCAGUGAGGAGGAGGAGGAGGAGGUGGAGCCAUUCCCGGAGGAGAGGGAGAACUUCCUACAACAACUUUAUAAGUUUAUGGAGGACAGAGGAACUCCUAUCAAUAAAAGACCUGUGUUGGGGUACAGGAAUCUGAACCUUUUUAAACUCUACAGGCUCGUGCAUCAGCUCGGUGGAUUUGACAAUAUUGAGAACGGAUCUGUCUGGAAGCAGGUGUAUCAGGAUCUGGGCAUCCCCAUACUGAACUCUGCUGCCGGUUACAACGUCAAAUGUGCCUACAGAAAGUAUCUGUAUGGCUUCGAGGAUUACUGCACUUCCACUGGAAUCACUUUCCGUAUGGAUCUGCCGUAUAAGACCGUCGAGAAAACGAGCGAGGUGAAGACAGAAGAGACCGCCAGCACAAGUAACAUUGUGUCUAUAAGCACAUCCGAAGAACUGAAAGCCCACGAAGAACCAGAUAUCUCCAACACCCAACAUGUGUUAAAGGAGGAGAAGACAGACACCACAGGACUAUGUGAAGAUAAAGUGGACAUCAGCUGUGUGAAUGAAGACCGUCCUGAUGAAGAGGAGAAAGAUACAAGCGAAGAGGUCCACAAACACAAGGUCAAAGAGAGCGGCCUGACAACAGAGGGUCCGGGCACAGAGAUCGUAAAGGAGGAACCCUGUGAAGAUUCUGAUAACAAAGAUCUGUCAGGGGAUGUCAGCAGCAGUCAGGAUUGGGAGGAGGGGGAAGAAUUUGAGUGUUACCCUCCUGGGAUGAAGGUGCAGGUGAGAUAUGGGCGAGGCCGAACUCAGAAGACGUACGAAGCCACUGUGAAAGAGGCAGACCUGGAGGGGGGAGAGGUUCUCUACUUGGUGCACUACUGUGGCUGGAACAUCAGGUACGAUGAAUGGAUCAGAGCCGAUAAGAUUGUCAAACCAGCUAAUAAGAACGUUCCAAAAAUAAAGCAUCGCAAAAAAAUAAAGAACAAAUCCGAGCGAGAAAGAGACAGAAUAGAGAGACUGACAGACAGAGACGAUCUGUCUCCAUCCAAACAUCGUGUCAGUAGAUUCUCCAAAUCAAACACUGGCAAUGAUGUCUUCUCCAAGCUAGAGGAGUCUGAUGAUAAUGAAAACCAGCAGACAACCAUGACACCCAUCGAGAUCACAUCCAUCCUCAAUGGACUCCCAGCAUCCGAGAGCUCCACAGAUGACAGUGAACGAGAAGAGGAUGGUGAGGCUGAUCACGAAGAAGACGAACGUGCCGGACGAUCAAGUCUUCGGAAAGGAGUUCUUCCGGAGCCUCCGCAGCACUGGAAGAGCGCGAGUCCCUCAGAAAGCUUUAAAGCACCAGCAGAUGUGGACGGUACCCAGGAGAUGACUGCUCGAGACAGCCCCGAACAAGCUAAGAGGAAGAGCCAGUAUGAGGUCGAGGUGGAAGGUUCUGGAACCAAAAGGAAAAAGACAGAAGCUCUAGGAGAGCGCACCUUGAAGAUCCAAGCAAAAGGCAAAACAAGAAGCACCAGGGCUGGCGACUGGCUACUCAACAGUUCACCUAAAAAACUGGAAGAAAGAGGACCCGGAGAAGACGGAGGUUCUCGGACGUGUAGCAGUUCGGAAGAUGAAGGAGAUCUUUUACCGGAACCUCAGGCCAGAGAAGAGCCAAAAGGACAUUCCAAAACCAAGAGUUCACCAUCUAAGAAGUACAACGGGCUCAAGGAGAAGAAUAAACCUGGAUGUUCAGGAUUUUGGGACAUGGCUGACAAAAGAGCCAAAACGUCAGUGGGAACCGAAGAGAGGGUGCCCAGUUGUCGAACCAAAGGCCAGAAGGACGUUUGGUCCAGUAUCCAGGUUCAGUGGCCCAAAAAGACUUUAAAGGAUUUAUUUUCAGACUCUGACACAGAGGCGGCCAACUCGCCGCCUCCUGCGGUGACGGGACCGGACGACGCGUGUGCCGAGCCUCCGCUGGAUGACGAGAUAGCAGAGGAACACCAGGAGAACCAGGAGAAGAUUCAGGAGCAUCCCAGUAGCGGUACCAACUCGGUCCUCAACACGCCACCCACUACACCAGAGUCUCCAGGUGUUGGCGAGGGACCCGCUGAGGUUCUGGCUGAGAUCCGUGCACCCUCGCCCAUCUCCGUGUUAGCCACAAGCCCUCCAACCGUUUCCCUACCGCCAGGACCUUUGAUUGAAGAGAGGGUAGAAGGACGCAGCGAGUCUGACAGCAGCACGGUGGAGGUUGAGAGUUUAGGUGGAGAAAUUCAGGAGAUGCCUCAAGAGGAGGGUGGGGCAGGUUCCCCAUCCAAAGCAUUUGAUGUAAAUCUGUCCUGCAACAGUAACAGUAACUGUAGUGUGACUUUGAGCCACAGCAGUUUACAGGAGAACGAUCCGAAAGCCAAAGCGUCAUCCAGUCAGAAGCGACACAGGGAUUCCCAAGGGGGCGGAGCUUCAAAGAAACACAAACGGAGCCAUAAAAACCUAAACUUGCAUGCCAAGAAGAACCGAAAAACAGCUCAUAGCAGUGACAGUGAGGAUCAGUCUAUCAGCGAGGGCACUGCCAAAUCUCCCUCAUCUAAGAGCAACAGUGAACUGAAGUCAGCCAUCUCACCUAAGUGCUCCGGCCGAACGACGCCAUCAGGCCACAGAUACCACAAGCAGGUGGAUCAUGAGCAUUCCCACCACAGAGAUGGUAGGACAAAGUGGACUCUACAGAUGUUGGACCUGGAAAAGAUGAGCAGUCCAGAGCGGAUAACAUUCCUUCAGGAAAAACUGCAGGACAUCAGGAAUCAUUACCUCCUGCUCAAAUCCGAGGUUGCGUCCAUUGACAGGAGACGAAAGCGCAUGAAGAAAAAAGAGCGAGAGACAGAUGCUACGGCCGGUUCGUCGUCCUCCUCUUCGCCGUCCUCCAGCUCGCUUACGGCAGCCGUCAUGCUGACUUUGGCCGACCCGACAGUUUCGGGUGCUUCGCAAAACUCUGGGGUAUCCGUGGAGUGCAGGUGACAGGAAUCGUAUGGCACCGAGCAGCACAGAGCACUUAACCAGCACUCGGCCCGGUUCCGGCCUGCCCCUGCACUACUGGAGACACUGACGGACACGGUACCGGGGUACGGAAAUGACGAAACAAAAGCCACCAGAUGACAGCAACAAGCACUAUUUUAUAUCGACAACUGUUUCCUUGGCAAGCUAAUUGCACUCAAGUGCACUUUUUUCUGAGAGGUUAGGUUGGGUCGGGUUUGACACGGGACAAAAAGAAAUCGGUGUGAUUUACAAACCAACCCCACGAGUGUUUAUGUUCGUAUUGAGGAAUAUUCUAUCCUGUCUUUGAAUAUGAAUUUUACUACAGUGAUCGUCCACUGUAAUACACAUUCAUUUCUGCACUGUUUCCUUAUGCGCACACCUGUCUUCACACAUCCGUCACUGGUACGAUCAGAUCCGGCCCGGAGCCAUCCGUGUUCCCCUCUCAGAGUUCAUAAAGGAAAUUCGCUGAGAGCCAUUGAGCAGUGAGGGUCAAUAGAUGCUGCAGUGCCUUAAAGUGCACUCAAUAGGGAUCCUGGGAAGAGCUGGGUAACACGUAAGGGGAGUUGAUAUGCCUCUUGAAUGUUUCGUUGUAAGAUAUCAACUUGUUUUUCUUCAUUCUCAAACAGGAUGAGCACAUUCCACAGGCUGAAUUUGAGAACAGAUGUCGACCCAAAAUCAAAAGAAUGAAAUUAUAUUUUGCAUAAAGAAAAUGAAGGAUCUAUUACUUGCAUUGUCAAGUAUCUAUACAUAAUGGGAGCAUUUGUUCUACCGUUUUAUAUACAGAUUGAAAUAGAUGUCUUAAAAUAUUUUAUGAAAAUUACCAUGAAUGAUGGAAAAGCAAAACAUCUGGAUUAGGGAUGCUUUUUGUUUACAUCAUAUAUGUGUGUAAACUGUGUAUAAUAACUUUGUAUAAAUAAAUGUACACACAUGCAUGUAUAUGUUUUAGAAAUGUUUACAUGUGUAUAUACAUUUGUAUAUUUAUGUAUAAUUUAUAUUAUAUAUAAAUAUAAAUACUUAAUAUAUACAUUUUUUUUCUUAAAAUUAUACAUGAAUGUGUGCAUAUUUAUAUAUAUAUACAUAUUUAUUAUACACAGUUUACACACAUAUGUGAUGUAAACAAAAACUUUUAUUCUGCUAACGAUUAAUCGCGAUUAAUUGUUUAGCAUCCCUAAUCUGGAUACAUUACAGCCGUGGUUCUCAAACUUUUCAGUGUGGACCCCCAAAGAAAAUUGAUGACAUAAAACAAUCUCAAACUUACAAUUUGAAUAAAACAAAACGUCUUAAAUUAUAUAGUUUAGUGCUGUUGAUUGGUAGAUUUAUUUUUCUGAUAUUUAUCAUAUUUUAAAUGAUAAUUUAAUGUAUUUUAUAAAUGAUCAUAAAACUGGGGUCAUGCCUGGCACCAUCUUGUGCCCUCCAAGUGGGGCCUGCCCCCAAUUUAAAAACCAUUGCAUUUAAAGGGACACUCCACUUUUUUUGAAAAUAUGCUCAUUUUCAAGCUCCCCUAGAGUUUAACAUUUGAUUUUUACCAUUUAGGA